This is a messenger RNA of Solanum pennellii, 459 nucleotides long. Its product is annotated as low molecular weight phosphotyrosine protein phosphatase. The record is from RefSeq and is a predicted model, not a curated record. Gene Ontology annotation, molecular function: protein tyrosine phosphatase activity. Gene Ontology annotation, biological process: protein dephosphorylation. Lineage: Eukaryota; Viridiplantae; Streptophyta; Magnoliopsida; Solanales; Solanaceae. The transcript is spliced from 3 exons. Bases 1 to 459 code for a protein of 152 amino acids.
AUGGACUCAAGUACAAAACCUUUUUCUGUUCUCUUUGUGUGUCUUGGAAAUAUAUGCAGAAGUCCAGCUGCUGAAGGUGUUUUUACAGAUUUGGUUAAGAAAAGGGGGCUUGAUUCAAAGUUUAAGAUUGAUUCUGCUGGUACUAUUAAUUAUCAUGAGGGAAAUGAAGCUGAUCCAAGAAUGAGGGCUGCUGCUAAAAGGCGUGGAAUUGCGAUAACGUCUAUAUCUAGGCCAAUUAGGGCUUCUGAUUUCAAAGAUUUUGAUCUCAUUCUUGCUAUGGAUGAGCAAAACAAAUCUGAUAUUCUUGGGGCUCUGGAGAGGUGGAUCCAUAGAGAGCCAUUGCCAGCUGAUGCAGCGGAAAAGGUUUUUGAAUUGAUAAGUCUUAUACUGGUACUGUUAUCAACUGCAUUUCUCAAUUCUGUUAUCCUAAAAGUGCUUUUAACAUUCAGGUCCGCUUGA